CACACAACAAAACAAAACAAGAAACUCAAAAACAACACAAAACGAUGUCGUUGGUAUCAGAAGAAAUGAAAUCGAAAUCAGAGGUUUACCAUGGUGACCAAAUCUGUCAAGCGAAAUCAAAAGAACUUCUGAGAGAAAUUGUUCUUCCAAAUGGUCUUUUACCAUUGAAAGACAUCAUUGAAGUUGGUUACAACAGAGAAACAGGUUUUGUUUGGUUGAAACAGAAAAAAGCAAUAACACACAAGUUUGAGAAAAUUGGUAAACUUGUUUCAUAUGCUACUGAAGUUACUGCACAAGUUGAAAAAGGUAAGAUUAAGAAACUUAAUGGUGUUAAAACAAAAGAGCUUUUGAUUUGGAUCACACUUAGUGAUAUUUAUGUUGAUGAUCCACCAACUGGUAAAAUCACUUUUAAAACACCUGCUGGACUUUCUAGAACUUUUCCUGUUUCUGCUUUUGAGGUUGAAGAAGACAAAUCAAGUGUUGUUGUUAAGGAAACUAACAACAAAGUUAAUGAAACUGUUGCUGCUGCUGCUGCUGGUGGUGUCAAAGAGGUCUAAUUCUAGAUCUGUCUAUUUUGUCACCAAUUUGUUGUUGCUGCUAUUGAAUUAUCAAUUAAUAAAUUUUAAUGUUACUUUUAUUUAGGGGUGGGGAGUUUUAAAGAUUAUUAUCAAUUGAAGUGGUGUAUUAAUCAUCCUUGAUCUUUUGUUCUUAUCCGAUUAAAAAUGAAAUGAAAUUAAUUAUUUUAAA
Trifolium pratense (red clover) is the source of this 747-nucleotide messenger RNA. RefSeq lists its product as uncharacterized. The transcript has a single exon. Bases 45 to 557 code for a protein of 170 amino acids. NCBI's taxonomy places the organism in Eukaryota, Viridiplantae, Streptophyta, Magnoliopsida, Fabales, Fabaceae. The record is from RefSeq and is a predicted model, not a curated record.